Messenger RNA from Spodoptera exigua (beet armyworm), 1005 nucleotides. NCBI's taxonomy places the organism in Eukaryota, Metazoa, Arthropoda, Insecta, Lepidoptera, Noctuidae. The record is from the annotation of a GenBank genome assembly.
AUGACUUACAACAUCGAUUUCACGUACUAUGUGAUGUGGGUGCACCAAGCUAUCGCUCUGCGCCUAGUGGGCUUAGCAUUUGAAAUCACCCUCGCAGAGAAAACUAGACGACAGCCCCCUACUGCGAAAGGCGCACAGGCUUCGAAAGCUAUCAAACUUUCAAAAGAACCAGAUGUAAAUUCAGAUGUCGCAUCUAAAGGUUCAAAUCACCGACUCAAUGAUUUACCCUUAAUGACUGAUCCCACCGCUAUAGACAUAAUUUCUUAUGCGUAUUACUUUAUCGGAUUGCAUAAAGAUUAUCGCUACCUGUACAACAUCCCCCAAAUGUUGGCAUACGUCCUUCAGUACCAAGUAGUGAUUUUGUUAUGUACUAGCGUGUAUACGGAGGCCGGGUUUGGAGUGUACCCUACAAAGACUCAACCUCUGCCGGGACAUGGGCCCUCGGCUAGGUACAGCUUGUUGCAGCUCGCAACUGUAAAAGAACAAGUGGCUUUAGAACAAGAAUACAAUUUUGCCAUGCUAAGGUCUUUUGAAAACGAGAAGUUGUUGAUCGGACCUCGAAUGAGAGACACUUUAAGAUGUUGGGACAUGUCCACUCGAUACUGGUUCUGGGCACACACAUACAAAGGCAUUUCCAAAGCGAAUAAGGAAGUGAGAAGCGCGCUGUCAUUCCUGGCGUGGACGGUCUGGUGUGGGCCCACACUUCAGCAACUGAUAAUAUCCAGCACUCUAUGGGUACACCUCCAUUUAGAGAAUGAAUAUGAUGAUUUGUAUGAUACGCAUGUGCUGUUAAAGAUCCCAUGGGACAUUGGGUUCUCGAUAAUGCGACUGUUCUGCUUGGCCUACUUGACUCCCUGCCUUAUCCUGAGAGACUCGACCGUGAUACUGCGCUACUACAACUCAAUAUAUUGGGUGUACCACGUAGUCCUCUUCUUUUUGAUUCUAGGAGCUGUAGUUGUGCAUAAAGAACGAUUCAUGUCCCGACAUGCUACCGUUGUCGUCUAA